CAGGAAAGAAACGUACAAGCCUCAGAGUUCGCUUAAAAGCAGGUUGCAGAUAUCGACGUUAUUGAGCUGCCAGGCUUUUCAGGAGCAGAAGCUAUGGCUUUUAUAAAAAGUGGUUGGAUGCUUCGUCAAAGCACAAUCCUAAAGCGUUGGAAAAAGAACUGGUUUGAUCUAUGGUCCAAUGGGUGUCUGGUAUAUUAUAGUGAUCAGGAACGUCAAGACAUGGAAGAUGAGAUCUACAUGCAGACAGAGUGCAUCAGCAUCAGAGUAGGAAAUGAAUGCAGAGAUUUAAACCCACCAGAAGGGAGAGAUAAGGAUUGCUGCCUGCAGAUUGUUUGCCAUGAAGGGAAACUUAUUAACCUGGUGGCUGAAAAUACAGAAGACUGCUUAGCCUGGGAGACUGCACUAAAGGAUGCUAGAACUAAAUCUAUGAUUGUGGAUUCAAAUCUGCUGUACGAUGAAGCUUUUCUUGGCCCUGCUCCACCAUACACUCCAUUCGGGGCACCUCCGGCCUAUGGAUAUGAUCAGUAUCCAGGGGGCUACCCAGUUUCCGGAUCACAGGUCAUCUAUACCAGAGAUGGACAAGCAUAUGCCUCUUACCCAUAUCCCCCACAAGGAUAUGGAGCACCUCCAGGCAAUCACAUCAUUGUUCGAGAGCGAUACUAUGACAACGACGGGGACCUUGCGAUGGGCAUGCUCGCAGGAGCCGCCACUGGAAUGGCUCUUGGUUCUCUUUUUUGGGGAUUUUAAAUGCUUCCGCGUAAUGAUUGCAGAAUUUAUUUAAUAGAUUUCCCUUAACAUUUAUAGCUUUUCAAAGAAGUGAUAUUUUUUAGAAGUACAGUCAGAGGAAUUCACAGAAAUGUAAUAUAAUAGCAGAUUUGAUAAUAAUGUAUUUAUAGAGCAUUAACAACAUACAAUAACUACUCUAUAUGAUAUAUAAAGGAGGAUGAAGAUUUAUUUAAUAGUCUAUAUUGAUAUUUAUGCUCAUAUUACACAUGCUAUACUUCUUAUAAUUUUAAUACAGAUAAGUGGAGCUCCGUUGUGGCCUGCACCUUCCUGCACUCCCUUACUUGCAUCUGUAAAUAACGUGCAAGUUAGGGGACUAGUAUGGACUAGAAUACAGUUCUGUCAACCAAAGGCAGUUCUGUAUUGGGUGGGGCAGAAGUAUGUUCUCUUGUGCAGAGAUUUGCAACAAUUUUUCAAAGGGCAGGGCAUGGUGCAAGGUGCAGAAGUCAUAGCAUUCUAUGCCCUUUUGUUUGUGUUUUGUACCCUGACAUGCACUAAGUACAUGAACCCCUUUGUCAAUGGUUUAACUGAAUAACUGAAAAUACAUACAAAUUAUAGACCAAUUGCAAAUGGUCUUAGAAUAUCAAUGUCUACAUGAUACUUAGGGGCACAUUUACUAAGGGUCGAACAUCGAAGUCGAAGGAUUUACCGCAAAUACUUCGAUCGAACGAUCGAAGGAAAAAUCGGUGGAUCGAACGAUUAAAUCCUUCGAAUCGAACGGUACGAAGGAUUUUAAUCCAUCGAUCGAAGGAUUUUCCUUCGAUCAGAAAAAGCUUAGCAAACUUAUGGGGAAGGUCCCCAUAGGCUAACAUUGGUGCUCGGUAGGUUUAAAGUGGCGAAGUAGGUAGUCGAAGUUUUUUUUAAAGAGACAGUACUUCGACUAUCGAAUGGUCGAAUAGUCGAACGAUUUUUAGUUCGAAUCAUUCGAUUCAAAGUCGUAGUCGAAGUACCCAAAAAAAAACGUUGAAAUUCGAAGUUUUUUUACUUCGAAUCCUUCACUCGAGCUUAGUAAAUGUGCCCCAUAAUGUUAAUUUGAAGAUGAACUAUCCCUUUAUUUACUUGGGAGCUAAUAUUGGCCAAAAAGGAAAUUGUCAAUGCUACAGUUGUCCAUAAAAGAGCUAUGGUGACACACAAAGUGACCCAUCACCCAAAACCUGGAAAGAGAUACAGAAAAUUUUGAGCAAUAAAGACAUAUCGUCUUUAAGGGCAAUGACACUUUCAUGUGUUUCACUUGACAUGAUAUGGUGCUCUGUCAGGCUUAAGUGGUGCCAUAUAUUGGGUGGCACAUGGGCAGGACAUGGGUGACCUCUUGAAUUCCCCUUGCUGCUGUAUCAAUUAUGAGAUAGGAGCAGAGAACCAGAGGACACGUGGAGCAUCUAGGCACAUAGAGAGACGAAACCAGCACAAGUUAUAAAUGGACAUUGCUGGGCUGUGGUGCAACACUUUUAGUUUACACCUUAUUCCGCCUUUUGGAGAGAAUAUAAUUCUAUAAUCUUACAAUUAGACCCUCUAUAUAAUGUCCUCUAAUUUAUCUGCAAGCAUGAAACACAAGUAGGAAGAAAAGGAAGGGAGGGGCUUAUGAUAUACAGUUUUUUAUCCUUCAUUGGAAGAGGAGGUAUUAAGAGCAAAAGCAACAUCAUGGUUAGUGCUUUAUAGUAUAAAAAACAGGAUUGAAUGUGUUUUUUUAGCCAGAUAUUCAGUGCAAUUAUAUGUUUUAAAAGGUUAAAAUAAGGGAAAUAACAUAUUGUUUUACAGCAUGCAUUAAAAGAAAACAAAAAAGCUUUAUUAGAGGGAGGCAGAGGGAGGGAGGGAUGCCAUCUUUCUCCUUUAAGCUGUAACAUACAAACUCUUUUUUUCAUAGUUUUUCUUCAAAUGUAAAUCAACAAAUGUAAAAUAUUUUAAGAAAUUAAAGAAUUUAAGAAGCUACAUUUUAGCUACCACAGGCAACAAAUCUCCUGAAAAUGAUUUGUGUUUAAAUAAAAUACACUGAAUCGAAUGUGGUUCUCCAGAGUAAACUUUACUUUUACUUCAAAAACUAAGCAACACGUAUGUUUCCUCAUUUACGCAUUUUCAGGAGAUUUGCUGACCCCGGGUUAGUGCAAUUUAAAGCAACAGUAACAAUAAAAAAAUAAAAGUGUUUUAAAGUAAUGACAAUAUAAUAUAUUGUUGCCCUGCACUGGUAAAACCGGUGUUUUUGCUUCAGAAACACUACUAUAGUUCAUAUAAACAAGCUGCUGUGUAGCAAUGGUGGAAACUGAAAGAAGGCUAGGUAACCUGGCACAGGUUAAAUAGUGGAUAACAGAUAACACCAUUGUGUUCUACAGAGCUUAUCUGCUGUGUAACUUGAGCCUUUUCUCCUUUGAAUGGCUGCCCCCAUUGCUACACAGCAGCUGAUUUAUAUAAACAAUAGUAGUUUUACCAGUGCAGGGCAACGCUGCAUUAUAUUUUCAUUACUUUAAAACAUUUUAAUUUUAAUACUGUUCCUUUAACCACAGGAGAUCUUGAAAGAUCAUGAGAAAUCUUCUCAUGUACUAUUACCCUUCCUGACAAUAAUACUGUUGUUUAUAGAAGCCCCGAUUCGAUUGAAUUCAAAGAAAUAAAGGAAAAACAUACCUUCA
Molecule: messenger RNA, 3401 nt
Organism: Xenopus laevis (African clawed frog)
Lineage: Eukaryota; Metazoa; Chordata; Amphibia; Anura; Pipidae
Gene: plekhb2.L
Product: pleckstrin homology domain containing B2 L homeolog
Biological process (GO): regulation of cell differentiation
Cellular component (GO): membrane
Source: RefSeq, marked provisional